ACCGGAAGUUGGAACAUGAAACUAGACAAAAAUGCAACCCUAUUCAAUAUUAGUAAAUAUGGACGUAUAUUGAUAAAAAUGGAAAUUUUAGAAGCAAUAAAUCUAAUAUAUAAUAAAUUAGAUGUGUAAGUAAAAGUGCUGUCCAAAUAAUUAAUGUCUGUUUGACCCGCAAACCUAUAUACUAGUUAGGCUUAGUUGUGGCGCCGAAAAAAAGAAUGGAAUACUAUUUUUGCUACGAGGAAAGAGGAUAAAAGUUAAUUUAUCAACAUGGUUUUAGAUUUUGAUGUGAAAACAUUUUGCCAAAAUUUGAGGGCUACAAAGCCUCCUUAUGAAUGUCCAGUUAAAGGGUGUGGAAGAAUUUAUAAAAGUUUUUGUGGUAUUCAAUUUCAUCUUUAUAAUUAUGAUCAUGACAAUCCCACAAACAAUAAUACCAAUCAUAAUAAUAACAACAACAAUAAUAAUAAUAAUACCCCAAAUAGUAAUUCUAAUAACAAUAAUGGUUCAAAUGUUCCGAAGUGUGGUCGUAAGAAAGGACGAUGGCAUCAUCGCCAAAAUCGAAGAUCGCCUUCACCUCCAGAAUUUAUGAAGAAUGCAAGAGAAGGACUUACGUAUGCUGAAGCUCAAAGAAUGGUGGAAGUAGAUCUGGAUGGUCGCAUACAUAGAAUUAAUAUUUGUGAACCGUUAGAUGUAGUAAUGUUGGAAUCCUCGGAAUGUGAAGUGAAAAAUUUUGAUAAAAUUGAAGAAAAAGCAGAUAAACCACCUCAAAAGAGUAGUAAACAUUCUGAACAUUCAAAAAAUCGAAAAGAUGGAAGUGGAAAUAUUUUAAAACUGCCUGAAGCUUCAUUUAGAAUAAUUUCGGAUUAUAAUCCUCCUGAUGCUCCACCUAGACCAACAUCUUAUUAUAGGUUUAUUGAAAAAUCUGUAGAAGAGUUAGAUGAAGAAGUGGAAUAUGAUAUGGAUGAAGAGGAUUGUGCAUGGUUAGAUAUAAUUAAUGACAAAAGGAGGUCUGAUAAUACCCCUGAAGUUCCAGCAGAUGUAUUUGAACUUUUAAUGGAUAGAUUGGAAAAAGAAUCUUAUUUUCAAAGUCAAACAACAGGAAAAGAUCCAAAUCCAUCCAUUGACGAAGAUGCAGUAUGUUGUAUAUGUAAUGAUGGGGAGUGUCAGAAUUCUAAUGCCAUUUUAUUUUGUGAUAUGUGUAAUUUAGCUGUUCAUCAGGAAUGUUAUGGUGUCCCAUAUAUUCCUGAGGGACAAUGGCUUUGUCGUCGUUGUCUACAGUCUCCAUCACGUGCUGUUGAUUGUGUUCUUUGUCCUAAUAAAGGGGGAGCAUUUAAACAAACAGAUGAUGGUCGAUGGGCUCAUGUGGUGUGUGCCUUCUGGAUACCUGAAGUGUGUUUUGCCAACACUGUUUUUUUAGAACCUAUAGAUAGUAUAGAAAACAUUCCACCUGCACGCUGGAAAUUAACAUGUUAUAUCUGCAAACAAAGAAGUGUAGGAGCUUGUAUUCAGUGCCAUAAAGCAAAUUGUUAUACAGCAUUCCAUGUAACAUGUGCCCAACAAGCAGGUCUUUAUAUGAAAAUGGAAGCCGUAAGAGAAAAUGGUAAUAAUGGUAAUUCAUAUGUAAGGAAAACUGCAUACUGUGAUGUUCAUACUCCAGCUGAUUCUGAUAUGCAAAUUGAUGAUGAAGGUGAUGGAAAAACAGAUAAUGUAAAGAAAGCUAAAGCUAAAGCAAAGUCUAGAGAAAAAAUGCGCAAAGCUCGAAAAAUACUAGCAGAGAAAAGAUCAGCUGUUCCUGUUGUAUCUAUUCCAACAAUUCCUCCAGAUAGGUUAACUAAAAUUGCUUCAUUAGUUUCUAUGAACAAAAAACAUCAAUUUCUCCAACGACUUCUUGGGUAUUGGACAUUAAAAAGACAAACUCGAAAUGGUGUACCUUUGUUAAGAAGAUUGCAAACAUCUCAUUUGACAAGGAGGGAACAGCUUCCUUCAGAUUUGAAAUUGAAAGAUGGUGAUAAGGCAUCUAGUACUCUUGGUGAGCAACUGAAAUAUUGGCAAAGGUUACGUCAAGAUUUGGAAAGAGCAAGACUUCUUAUAGAGCUUAUAAGGAAACGGGAGAAAUUAAAAAAAGAAUAUAUAAAAGCACAUCAAAUAACAACAGAAAUGGAAUUACAGCCUUUCGUUAUAUUUUUGAAAAAUGUUCUUGAUCAACUGCAAGAAAAAGAUUCGGGAAAUAUAUUUGCACAACCAGUUGAUCUCAAAGAGGUUCCUGAUUAUUUAGAUUAUAUUAAACAACCUAUGGAUUUUUCAACAAUGAGACAAAAAUUAAAAUCACACAAAUAUUUUACAUUAGAAGAUUUUGAAGCAGAUUUUCAGUUAAUUAUUAGUAAUUGUAUGACUUACAAUGCAAAAGAUACUGUAUUUUAUAGAGCAGCUUUGAAGAUGAAAGAUCAGGGAAAUUUAAUUCUGGGGCAAGCACGUAAGCAAAUAGAACGGGUGCAAUACGAUCUGACGGGUGGCAUUCAUAUUGAACUCCCACCUGAUGAAAACAAUGAUUUCAGCAGUAUUCAGGAAGAAAUUAAGAAAUUUGAAAAUCAAUCAUCAGUCACUGAUAUUCGUUCAAAAAAUUGCCAAAAUCAACAAACGGAAUCAUCUCGUACUCGAAGUAAACAGAAACAAGCGCCUGUAGAAACAGUUAAGUGUAGUCAAAGGUUAGCCAAAAAAUCAAUUAGGAAAACAAAAAAAAAAUAUGGAACAAUUACUAAAUGCAGAGGGAAAAAAUUAAUAGUAAGUUCUUCUGAAUCAGAUACUGAACACGAAGCGAAUAAAAGAAGUAAAAUAAAAGGAAAAGAUAAAGGACAAAAAAUGAAAUCUAAAUGUGACUUAAUACAAAAUAAAGUGCAUGAUAUUUCAAAAGAUGAAGGAAUACAAGGAAGAUCCAGAGGAAGGAAAGGAACAUUGAUGACUCCUGUUACACAGCUGUCCUCUGAUGAUUCAGAAGAUGAAAGCUUGUCGUCUUCAACUUCCUCAUCUUCCUCAUCUGCCUCCUCAUCCUCGAAUUCAUCAUCAUCAUCUGCAUCAUCAUCUACAGAUUCUUCUCCUGUGCCUUCCCCACCUGCAGUAUUAUCACAUUCCAGAGGACAGAGAACUGCAUCAAAAUUAUCAAGAUCUCAGACAGCUGGAAAGACUCCAAAGUUGACAUCAUCACUUGUUACAAAUUCCCGUCCUUCAAAACGUCUUGAAUCUCCUCCUCCAUUACCAUUAGCAAAAUCACCUAAAACUACAAAGAAUGUUAAUUCAUUACCUCCUCCAACACUCACCAGUGCCUCUGCAAUCACAACGUUAAAAUCUUCUAAAGGAAUAGGACCUUCUGCAAUUUCUACUGCAAAAACUUCAAAAAGUUCAUCUCCACCUGUUUUAAAACCACAAGUUCCUCUACCUACUACAAAGGACCAAGAAUUAGCCGUAGUUUCCAGAGCAGCUAAGGUACAAAGGCAAACUGGUGCCGAUGUAUCUGAAGAUGCAGAUAAUGCAGAUAAGGAGCGAGUAACGGGCAGUCGAACGAGGCGCUGUGCCUCGAAUAGGCAACAGAAGGAAAAAGAAAAAGAGUUGAAAGAGAGAGAAUUUGAAAAAGAAAGUAGGAGUAAGACAUCUCGUGCUCAGAAGAGGUCAAGAUCUGAAAGUGAUGUUUCUCUUCCCCCCAAGAAAGUGGCUGGUGGACUUAAUGCUGCACCUCCCUCAGUGAAGUCCCUCUCUGUGGCACCAGAAGCCAGCAUAACUGGCAGUGGUUCCCCGGAGAACAACGUUGCAUUGACAAACAACACCAAUGGCGAUACAGCUACUGCAGCCACGGCAGUUGGUGGAGUUAAUCGCAGGACUGCAGUUCUCUUUAAGAAAAAAUCUGCUAAUGAGGCAAAGAAGCCGGCCACUCCAGUUUCACUUCCAAAACGUACAGGUGGAAGACCAAGAAAAAGCGUUGAAGGAUCUCCUUCUACACUUCCUUCUUCUUUUGCCUCAUUUGCCAAUGACGGUGAUCUUUCUACUUCAACUGGCAAUGUAUUUACAGCAAUAGCAACAGCAUCACUUGUUUCUUCAACAAAGGAACGAACUUAUGCUAUUUCCUCAGGCACAAAGAAACGUUGCAGAUCAACAAGUUUGAGUGGAUUAGCAGAGCCCACAUCUCCUAAACAAAAGCAAAGUCCUUCAACAACAGUAGCCCCACUCUCUUCUCUUGAUAAUUUUCCUACCUCACCUAUACCAGAAAAGGAAAGCUUCAAGAUAUAUAGGUCUAAUACUCAAGAUCAAGCAAGUGAUACAGAUCAAAACACAGAAACAAGCAGCACCAGAAGCAGUACUUCUACUAGUAGCAUGUCAUCAGAUAGUGAAUCAGGGAGUGAAAGUGAUGGAGAUGAACAGUCUGGUACAGGCGAACGACGGCGUCAAAGAGGGAAUCGUGGAAAGUCAUCAUCUGGAUGGAGUGUUCAACAGCAACAACUCAUACCACUUCAACCAUUAGAUUUAGUUUGGGCUAAAUGCAGAGGAUAUCCAUGGUAUCCUGCAUUAAUAAUUAAUCCUGAUAUGCCAAAGACGGGCUAUUUUCAUAACGGAGUACCGAUACCAGUCCCACCAAAUGAUGUUUUAGCUCUUCAGAAAAAUUAUGAAGAACAAGUUUAUCUUGUCCUUUUCUUUGACACUAAAAGAACAUG
Molecule: messenger RNA, 4697 nt
Organism: Centruroides sculpturatus (bark scorpion)
Lineage: Eukaryota; Metazoa; Arthropoda; Arachnida; Scorpiones; Buthidae
Gene: Br140
Product: peregrin-like
Exons: 22
Biological process (GO): regulation of transcription by RNA polymerase II
Cellular component (GO): MOZ/MORF histone acetyltransferase complex
Molecular function (GO): protein binding
Source: RefSeq, a predicted model, not a curated record